AUUCACAACAACAGAUACGGAGAAACCCUCUCGACCUUCUCGCUCGAAAAUUUUCCCGAGAAAAUCUCCGAGAAAGUUCGUAUGAUCAGUCGGAGCGGAGACAAGAGAGAGCUUCAUUCCAAGGAAUGGUUGCUUGAUCAAUGGUGAUUUUGGGUAAAAGCGGAGAGAGAGAAGCAGAUAAGUUAAUGGCGAUGGGAUCGGAGAGAUCGAAGCCUCUGCACAAUUUCACGAUGCCGUGUUUGAAGUGGGGGAGUCAGAGGUAUCUCAGGUGCAUGAAGAUGAAUCCAAAUGGCGAAGUCUGUUCUGCCGAUCGGAGGUCUUCAGCUUCCGAAGUAGAUAAGCGUUUGAUCGGGAGGCGGAUCGGACGGACUGAUCGGAAGGAGAGUUUCCAGAAGUCUCCGUCGCCGGCGGAGACGGAGGUUGGGGUUUUUGGCCGGAAAUCGAAGGCUGCGAGCGACGGAGACGAUGGAAUCGAGGCGGUUAGGGAGAAACUGAUGUUCGAUCUCCAGACGGCGGCGGACAAGAUGAAAGUCGCGAUUUUAAGGGAAGGUUUGGAGGACGUACGGCCGCCGACCGCCGCCGCAGCACCGGCGGAGGCCGACGGUGCGAGACCGUGGAAUUUGAGGACGAGACGAGCUGCGUGUAAGGCUCCGACUGGAAUCAACGGAGCUAUCGGCGGCGGUGGCGGUGGCGGUGGGAAUGUUAGUGGUGGCGGUGGCCGUGGCGGUGCGAAGAGUUCGAAGGUUGACGAGCGAAAACCUAAUUUCUCGCCCUUGAGGACCGAAAACAAAUCUCCAGGAUUGGUCGGCGAUGUCACCGUGCCGGCGGGGGAAAAUCUCGCCGGCGAGAUGAGAGAUAGGGCUAAAUUCUCAGUUUCGCUUUGUCGGCGAGAGAUUGGGGAUGAUUUUAUGGUGAUUGCCGGACAUAGACCGCCUCGGAGACCCAAGAAGCGGCCAAAGAUUGUGCAAGAACAGCUUGAUUGUCUUUUUCCGGGCUUGUGGUUGACAGAAAUCACCGCGGAUAUAUACAAAGUUCCUGAAGUUCCUGAAACUGGAAAACAAUAGAAAUUGAUGGAAUUGAUGCUGUUUCUGGAGGCUUGAAGGUUUAUCUGCUUGCUGACCACACUGGUGCAUUGUUGACCUCUUAUUAGUGGUAUACCGCACCAUCUUUGUCGAUUGGGAAUUCGAUGGAAGUGUUGAAUUCCUGGGUAUGAUGUGGUGCAAGCUUUAGUUGACUUAUAAAGCUAAUCUUGUUAAUUAUAAUUAUUUUUAGUCAUGUUUUUUUUUUUUUUUAAUUGGAAUAAAAUUGUACAGAGAAAAAAUGGCAGGAUGUUGCUAGAAGUAAAUGCUUUAAUAUAUUGAACUUGUUUUUAUGAGUAAGCUAUGGCAUUCUGGUCAUGUGUUAUCUUGUUGAUAAACUCCUGAUAUUUGGCUAAAUGCUCAUUUUCAAGCUUUAGGAAGCA
This is a messenger RNA of Camellia sinensis, 1462 nucleotides long. RefSeq lists its product as uncharacterized. The record is from RefSeq and is a predicted model, not a curated record. NCBI's taxonomy places the organism in Eukaryota, Viridiplantae, Streptophyta, Magnoliopsida, Ericales, Theaceae.